AUGAAGUUCUUCUCUGGUCUUGUUGCUGUAAUUGCUGCUAUCGCUUUGAUCUCUGUGAGCGCCCAAUUAGGGUCUUCCAGUCACCCCAGCGAUCUUAUCAGCGUCCCAGUCACGGAAAUUAAGAGUGGCCUUGGUUACGUCGCGGGUAUUCGCUCCACUAAGAAUGGCGUCAACUUUUGCGCGGGCGUUGUUAUCGGACCAUGGCACGUCCUGACUAGGACGAGCUGCAUUCGUAACAACAUUCGCUGGGUCUCUCUCGGCUCCGACUCUUACACGGGUGACAAGGAUGGCGAGCAGAUUAAGGUUGUGGCAUUCCUGGUGCACCCAAACAAUACAGACUACCGGAAUGACUUCCUCAUUCUCGAGCUAGAAUUGAAGACGACCAUUAAGCCUAUUAAGUUGGACCAGGCCAAGUCGAUCGUCACGCCCGGCAUGAUAGCUGCUCGCCUUGGCUGGAACGACACCACCGCGGAAGCCGUGCAGUCGCGCUACCUUCAUAGCGUUGAGGUGCAGCUGGUUAGUAACGACGAGUGCUCGAAGGAAUUGGCGGUGGAUGAGACUAACUUGUGCUCUCGAGGCAUCUCAGCUACCAAGUCGUGCACAGGUGACAAAGGUGGCGCACUUAUUGUAAAGCAGAAAAAAAAUGACGUGUUGGUGGGUAUAGUAAGUGGAAACAAAGGCUGCGGUGUGAUUGGCGGCAUGAGCGUCUACGCUCGUGUCUCUGCGGUUCGUCCCUGGAUUGAUUCGAUUCUCAAGACCUAUUGCGUCUACACUUAG
Messenger RNA from Peronospora farinosa, 777 nucleotides. Lineage: Eukaryota; Oomycota; Peronosporomycetes; Peronosporales; Peronosporaceae. The record is from the annotation of a GenBank genome assembly.